This is a messenger RNA of Topomyia yanbarensis, 4148 nucleotides long. RefSeq names its product TBC1 domain family member 9 (gene Tbc1d8-9). The record is from RefSeq and is a predicted model, not a curated record. Gene Ontology annotation, molecular function: calcium ion binding. Lineage: Eukaryota; Metazoa; Arthropoda; Insecta; Diptera; Culicidae. Bases 149 to 3772 code for a protein of 1207 amino acids. The transcript is spliced from 12 exons.
UGUCAAAAGUUAUCAACAAAAGACAUCUGUGUGUUGAAAUUUGUGAAAAUGCAACAAAAAUGUUUUGAAUAAUUUUGCCAUAAGUAAAUAGGUUUAUAUUUGGGAGUUAGUUUUACCUAGAUUGUGAGAAUUUUGUUAAAAGUAAAAAAUGUGGAUUCCACCGCGAGAAUGUGCAAUGCCCUUCGCUUUUUGGACCAGCGAAAGUACAUUAACCACAUCCAACUAUUUCCUGCUCCAGCACCGGAAAGGCCAUGGAGGCCUGCGAGGUUUUUCGUCUAUGCUGGUCGGUACGCUGGAUAAUGUUCUCGAUACGAAACCGUCACCGUACCGGAUUUUGCAUGUUCAACCCUCGACGGGACUUUACUAUGAAAUUGCCUCGGACAUCACAUUGGAAGCUAUCCUGAGAGACUGGGAAUGGCUGUCUAAGAACUUGUUUCGUGUGAUCAAUGAAAUGGAAACGGAUGAAGAAGUCACAAACUUUACUAUCUGUAAAAUACAGUCGUUGCUGGCACACAAUACUCGACCAACGGAGGAGAUGGUCGAUCCAUCUAGCUUUCAAAUCAUGGUCAACAAAUUUCGGGACAAGUUCAAGAUGCCGGAAGAUGAGAAGCUAGUUAGCUAUUACUCAUGCAGCUAUAUUAAAAAAGUUCCCAGACAAGGACAGUUGUAUCUUUCAUUGAAUCACUUGUGCUUCUAUUCGUACAUUUUCGGUGCAGAGAGUAAGCUGCGAUUUCGUUACACUGAACUAACAGAUAUCAAAAAGUCCGGCAAUAUGAUCACAAUCAAGACAACUGGAAGCAAGGAGUACACUUUUGCGUUCCUCUACUCACCUAGCGAGGCACACAAUUUGAUUGAACAAAUGAGCAAAAUAACAAUGCAAAAGUUGAUCCAGGAUCCGGAGCGACCGAUUUUGAACCACGACCCAAUGGUUGGACGAAAGAUGGAAAAGAAUGUAAGUCAGAAAACGGUUCUGCUGCGAGAUUUAACUACCAGACAGCUAUCGGACGAAUAUCGAGCGCAUUUCCGGCUUCCUUUGACAGAAAUUCUGGAUGGAAGGAUCAGCGCUUCAUUGUGGACACCGUACACUAAGAAACAUGUGAGUGGGAUGAUCUAUCUGUCACAGAGUUACCUCUGCUUCAAAGGCGAUGUGUACGGAUUGGUUGCACUUGUUAUUCCGCUAAGCAAAAUUAUGAGUGUUGAAAAGAAGGAAGAUCAUCACGAUCGGUUUAGCAAUCGCAUUAUUGUUACUACUUCUGAUGCAAACAUAUUUCUUUUCUCACACAUUUUGGAUCGCGAUUUUUUGAUAGGCAGAAUAUCUGUUCUACUCUCCAAAACUGCGAUGCCGAGCAAGCAGAUAGAUGACAUCGAUUGGACAAAGCAGGAACCCCUGAUGCACCUUUUUAAAGAUCCCGACAAUAAAGCCUUUGACGAUCUGCAAGCUGAGAAGCUUAAAAAAUGGGAAGAACACUUUUACAUCUAUGGCCGGGGUGUUUCCAUGUUUCGCACAACCGAAACCAUCAACUUGGUUAUUGACGGUAUACCGGACCAGCUGCGCCGCGAAAUGUGGAUGGUGUACUCGGGUGCGAUUCACAUGAAACUGAUGAAUCCAGGCCUGUAUAAAGAAUUGGUUCAGCGAGCUAAAGACCAACCGCAGACAUCUACAUUUGAAGAGAUUGAACGGGACCUGCAUCGAUCGCUUCCGGAACAUCCGGCAUUUCAAACCAACAUCGGCAUUAUGGCACUACGCCGAGUGCUGCAGGCGUACGCUCUGCGAAAUCCGGAAAUUGGAUACUGCCAGGCGAUGAACAUUGUAACGUCUGUUUUUCUUAUCUAUUGCGACGAAGAGGACGCAUUUUGGAUUCUGAGCUGUCUGUGUGAAUCGCUGCUGCCAGAUUACUACAACGACAAGGUAGUCGGAGCGCAAAUCGAUCAGGGUUCACUAGAUGAACUGAUCACGAGUCACCUGCCGAGCUUGCAUGUGAAGUUAGGUGAUCUAGGCAUGAUUCGGAUGAUCUCGCUCUCCUGGUUCCUGACCAUCUUUCUCAGCGUUAUGCCAUACGAGAGUGCACUGCACAUAAUAGACUGCUUUCUCUGCGAUGGAGCAAAAGUGAUAUUCAUUAUAGCUUUAAAAAUCCUUGAGUGGAAUCAGGACAAACUUUUAGAUUGUAACGACGAUGGGGAAGCGAUGCAGCUACUCUCCAACUAUCUGAUGGGAAUUUAUAACGAUGAGGUGCAACAAAUCAAAAAUAUGGAUAAAGAACGAAAUCAGCUAAGGAGUCAAUCGGUGCAAACACUAAUCUACGAAGCAUAUACCAAGUUCGGGAAAGCAAUAACAUCACAGAAGAUUGAGGAGCUGAGAAACAAACACCGGCGCUUGACAGUGCACCAAUUGGAAAAGGACUUGGAAAAUAGUUUUGUGAAGAACUAUAAGGAGAAUGGGUAUUUCGACGCAGAGGAGUUACGGAUGUUGCUCUGCUAUACGAAGGAUGAAAAGUUAAACCUAAAAAACUGCAGUCGCCAAACUUCGGUUAAUGUGGAACCGGUUUACGAUGCGGCAUUGCUGAGUGAUGCAAAGAAACGGUUCCGUGAUAAUCGGUACGACUGUUUCCGAGUGGAUUUCGAGACGUUCCGCAAGUUGUUCGUGGAUCUUACGCCCUGGGGGCAUGUUCAAAGUAUUGAUAUAGCGGAGAAACUGUUUCGGCUUAUGGACAAACAAGUAUGUGGCUAUUUGGAGUUUAAACAACUCAUAUUUGCCUUGGGAAUCAUUUGCUCAAAACGUGCUACGGAAAAGUUGAAACUGCUGUACAUACUGCACUUGCCGCCACUGUUGUCCGCACACGAGAUCGAAAACAGUAGCCGAACAGAGUCGAGAGAUUCCGACACGGAGGUUGCAACGGAAGCGGAAUGCUUUUUCAGCGACAACCCAAUCGAAACCAUCAAAGCCCUGCCCUCGCCAAUCGACAUUAGCCUCGAGACAUCGGACGUGGAGAACCUCUCGUUGUCCCAUUUUAACGCCACACCAAAUCUGUCGAUCGACGAAUCAUCCACAAACGCCGAAACGUCGUCUAUAUUCUACGUUGAUUUACCCGCAACUUCAACUGCUGCUGGUACUGCUCUUGACCGGAUGUCGACGAACAAUGCUAAUCUCGGGGAGGCCGAAUCGUACGGAUCCCGAUCGGACAUCAGUGAUUUGGGUUUCAACAAAAUCAACUUCGAAGAUGGCAGCAGUAGUACGACCACCAAUGGGCGGCGAACUACUGGGAACGAAUCGCGGAGCAUCAGUAGCUUGAGAAUCUUUCUCGACGAGCCGGAUUCGAAUUUUACCAACAAAACCAUUCCUAACAUGAGGCAGAAAAACUUUAUCGUGCUGUGGACGACGCUGCUAGAGAUCUUAAACAAGGGUCGAAAGAUAGCUGAUGGUGAAGUUCAGCAAGCUUACAUCACGUUGAUUUCGCUCGGCGAAGACGCAUUCUUUAACAGGAGUGGAGAUAGUUUAGAAAGUUAUACCCAGUUUACGCUCCCGCCUCCAAAUGAGACGGACCCCAACGGAAACCCAUCCGGACUAAAUGUGGAGCACUUUCCGGGUCCGCUGAUGACGCAAUAUUCCUCCGAAGAACAGGAAAGAUCCGGUGAAGUGUGGGAAAUAACGUUGAACCAGUUCAUCGCUACGACAAUCUCGGUCUGUUCCAUAGAUGAGCAUUUCUCGCAGGCAUCUUCCAUCAAAUCACGAGUGGAAAUGUUGCAGAAAAAUCGCCGGAAGUGUAAAAGUUAAUAACUAACGUAAAAAGGGAAACUUGUUCAAUUUUAUUUUUUAACAUUUAUUAGUCAUACUAAAAAUAGUUUGUUAAAACAUAAUUUUAAGUUUUGCAAUUUUCUCGAAUGCGUGCGAUGUGAACAUCUACUCCGCGAAGGGAGGCAAAUUGUACAAAUAUAAUAUGAUAUAGCUAACAGCUUGAACAAGUGAAAGUACUCCAUGUCAUAUGGCAUAAAAAAUUUAAAAAAAUAUUUAGUCCAUAAAAUGUACCUAUAUAAACUGAACAAACAAGGCGUAAUAACCUCUUACCUUGCGACACAAUGUUGUUAUAAAUUAUCUCUGAGAUGAUUAUUACAAGAUUUAGUGAAUAUCAUUUAUUUUAUUUAAAAACUCA